This is a messenger RNA of Anguilla anguilla (European eel), 2322 nucleotides long. RefSeq names its product myelin proteolipid protein-like. The transcript is spliced from 7 exons. Gene Ontology annotation, biological process: axon development; central nervous system myelination. The record is from RefSeq and is a predicted model, not a curated record. Gene Ontology annotation, cellular component: myelin sheath; plasma membrane. The coding region runs from base 228 to 1004 and encodes 258 amino acids. NCBI's taxonomy places the organism in Eukaryota, Metazoa, Chordata, Actinopteri, Anguilliformes, Anguillidae. Gene Ontology annotation, molecular function: structural constituent of myelin sheath.
UUGGCAUAGGCUAGCCACAGCUUCUUCUCAAGUGGACCGUGGUGCCUGCUGUUGAGGCGGGGCAUGGGCACUGAGGCGGUCUCAACAGCUCAGAGAGUUCUUGAGGGGACACGAUGAGCAUGAGGAGACAGUUUUGUCCAUAGUCCUGCACUGCGGUAUCUAAUUGGGGACCCAUACAAGUCCAGCCUGUGUUGCCUGCGUUAUUUUUGGUGCAAGAGAUUUAUGAAAUGAUUCCAAGCAAACAGCCUUGGCUUCUCGGAUCGUCAGGUUGUUACGAUUGCUGCGUCCGCUGCCUUGGGGGGAUUCCUUAUGUCUCCCUGGUGGCGACUCUGCUGUGCUUCUCGGGAGUGGCACUGUUCUGCGGCUGUGGGCAUGUGGCGCUCACCGAGACAGAGAAGCUUGUGGAAAUGUACUUUGCCCACAAUCACCAAGACUACAUCAUCCUGGCUAAUUUUGUACAGUAUUUCCAGUAUGUCAUCUACGGCCUGGCCUCUUUCUUCUUCCUGUACUGUAUCUUGCUGCUGGCUGAGGGAUUCUACACCACUAGCGCCAUCAAGCAGACCUACGGAGAUUACAGGAGCACUAGAUGUGGCCGCUGUAUCAGCACGACGUUUGUGGUGGUCACAUACAUCCUGACUGUCAUCUGGCUGGUGGUGUUUGCCUUCUCAGCAGUCCCAGUCUACUUCCUCUACAACAUGUCCUUCACCUGCCACACAAUAAACUUGCUGACUGAGAGUUCAUCAAGUCUCAACCAACACGGUUGGGUGUGUAUUGAUGCCAGACAGUAUGGCCUGCUACCCUGGAAUGCAACUCCAGGGAAAGUGUGUGGACUGACCCUGGCGGCCAUUUGCAAAACUAAGCAGUUCUUCUUGACGUAUGACCUGUACGUAGCUGCUUUUGCUGGUGCUGGGAUCACGCUGCUGGCCUUGUUUGUCUAUGUGAUUGCCACCACCUAUAACUUUGCAGUGAUGAGGUUUAUGGGAAGGAAGAGCAUGACUCGUUAGGAUUGUAUUCUGUGUCCUCCCUGGGUCCCACCACUGAGGCCCAGUCUAAGGAAGGUCCUUUAGGAGCACCAUGAAACUCGCCUCUCCUUCGCUGCUAGAAUCCCCUGCAACUGCAAACAGCAAGCUGCCUUUAUUUUCCACAAGGGCUCCUAAUGUAUUUAAAUUGUCCUUGUUUUGAAGAGGACACUGAGAGUUGAACAUAGCUCCUGCUCUUUAUUGCUUAAUACUACAUUUCAACUUUUGCCUAACUCCAACAUGAGCUAUUGCUCUGGUGCGGGGUUCUGUGCCAUCUCUGUGAAACUGCUCAAAGAUUCAAAGGACAUUGCCUCUUAUUGGUUUAUUGUCAAAAUGUAAAAUGCUUAUCUUUUUAGGUUUCUUGCUAAAUUAUUGAGUAUUCGAGUAUAUAUAUCUUAGGAGUCAGUAUUUCUAUUCCUGUUUUGUGUCUUUGAUGGAUUAGACUCCACUAUAUAAGGAGAUAUCACAGAACACACUUAAAAUUAAAACUGAAUCAACACAAAUAAGCUUUUUAGACCAGUGCUCAUGUGAGCAACUUGUUUAAAAUUUAACAAAUCUUUGAGUGACGUCUGAGGAUGAAUUGUAGUUUCAACGUUCCUUAUUAUAAAGAAGGCAGGUACAGUACGUGAAGAAAAGCUGUUUUCACCUGAAAAGAUACAGAUGAUUUAGGGUGAAGGAAGACAUCAAAUCACUUGGGAAUGUGUGAUACGCUCUAGUGAGGAUCAUGAGAAGUAAAUAGCAAUGCAAAAACCCCCUUCUAUAUUUUUGUCCGAAGCUCAUUAUUGUUUUUGCCUAUGAUCGUGUCAGUAGUUCGGCAGAGACCAGAAUCGAGUUUAAAGGUAUGUGAAGUGGGGCUCCCCCUGGUGCGGGCAUUUGGUAAAACACAAGUAACACCCUAAGAACCGUUACUAGCAGUUUAUAACUGAAAUUUGCCAUUUGUUCAUCGUUCGCCAUAUGUGUGAUGUACAGAAAUGAAUUUUACAGAAGGUGCUAAAUCAGGUUAAAUGUGUAAUUGAGCCCUUUCCUAUUUGGAUAAUUCUUUACUAAAAUCCAGCAAACAUUUAUUUGACACACACAUACUGCUUUUAAAUAUCAUUUGGCCUGUUAAGAAGUGUGUCUAGUGAACUGUUUAUAUUGCUAGGCUGCAUAAUGUCAUGCUUAAUUUGCAUCCAACUGCAUGGGUUGUGUAUUAGAUGCUAUGAUCUGGUGAUGAUAAAAUGGUGGAUGUCUUUAAACAUUUUUCUGCCUGCUCUUCAGAUGACUGUAGUUUCUGAUUCCAUAAUAAAGUCAAUUUAUGAAUAAA